CUGUGAGGUCAGCAGCAUCCGGGACCUCGUCUGCCUCGACAUUUCUAUUUUUGCGUCAGUUGGGAAUUUUGUGUGCUUUACUUUGUUGUGUCUUUUAGUGAUGGUUCGUGUGUAGUCCCUGUAACCUGCACGAGGUUUCUGUACAGUGUAUAUAGCCGACCUAAAGCCCUCCCUGUAAAUACAAACAGCAUUCACGCGUCAGACAUUUAUUUCAACACGGAGCGAAGACCGUUGCCUGCGGACAGAGCUACGACUGCAAGCUUCUUUACGGCGCUGCGAGGACAUGGCCAUGGUUCAGCGUGACGGCAGCGGCGAAGAAGCUUUGAACAACGGUGACAGCAAGGAAGAGGUGGCAGAGGAGGAGGAAAAUUGCGUGGAAGCUGUGGUGGAAUGUGCCGUGACAACUGCGGCAUCUGGAGUGACGGAGGAAGGUGACAGCAACAGCAGUAGCACUUCUGGGGAUAGCAAGACUGGAACGGCGGAGGAAGUCUCGGCAGAACCAGACGAAAAUGGUGCUGCCAAGGAGGCAGGCCCACCACGGCACCAGUACUCCAAGGCAGAGCUGCUCAAGUUACGAAAUGGUGACCACAAGCGUCCUGCCUGCUUGGAUCCAGCCUAUAACAACCUGUCCGGCAUGUGGGACCCCGAGCGGUGGUUUUCGGGCAAGCGGCGAGGCGGGUCUGUGUCCCCCGCCGAGGAGACUGCCGCGCCCUCAGCGGGCAGCACUGCUCCCCCCUCUUCGUCGUCAUCGGCGGGAGGAGGGCAGCAGCGCAGCAAGCGGGAGCGGCUGGACUCUGAAGGAGGGGGGGGAGAGCCCACUGGCAGCCUUGGGGGUCCCAAGCGCCGCAGCAGCACAGACCCCAAGGAGCGGCUGGCACGGGAGGAGCGCGAUGACCUGGUGCUGAGCCCCCAGCGGCGCAGCUUCGGCACGGGCUGCCACGUCAGCCAGCCGCCCCGGCCGUCCUCGGAGGCAGGCUCCAAGGAUGACCCGCAAGGGCUACUUCAUAGGGAGCCCCCCAGCCGGCGCAUAGGUAGCGGUCGAAUCCUACGAGACCAGCGGGACUGGGAUCGUGAGAACAGAGACCGUGAGUAUGGCUACGGAGGGCGACGAUUUGAUGACUCUGGCCACUCGAGCGGCGGCGGGGGAGGACAUUCCAACCGCUACGGCGACCGGCGAAGAGGCCGUGACGAACGCAUUGAGGAAGAGGAAGAGCCUGAGUGGUUUGUGGGUGGCCCGACCAGCCAGCACGACACCAUCGAGCUGGUGGGCUUCGAGGAGGACCCCGAGGCUGGGAGCCGGCCCACCCGGGGUCCUUCGUCUUCGUCUGCCCGGCGGAUGCGCCGCAACCGUGAGCUUGCCAACCGCAAGCAGCAGAAUGGCCCUGAGCGCCGCUCUCCCGAUCAGGAGAGCAGCAGCAAGCAGGAGCAGCAGCAGCCGAUGGCAGUUACAGCGUCAUCAUCGCAGACUUCCACUUCUGGGACGACCACAAUUUCGCACUCCGUGCCUGCUGUUGCAGUCUCUGCAGCGCCUACUCUCAAGAGAAGUGACAGCAGAGAUUCAUCGAGCACGAGUGCAAAUUGCACCACCAAUGUCAGCAAGUCGUCGAGUGACGGGCCUGGAGAGACCUCGACGCCACUGACGACGAGCCCCACUCUGACAGACAGGGUCAACGCUGCCCCACCAGCCCUGCCCACUCACGAUGGUUUCGAUUUCAAUGACAUCUUCAAGCCUGACUGGUGUCCUCGGUUUCUUUCGGAGGACGCCCUGGGCGACGGAGACGUCGGCCUGAGUGGGGGCAGCCGCUUCUCGCAGUGGUUCCGACGCGAGAGCCCGCCCCUGGACCAGCCGUUGGUGCCUCCCCUGGACAGUGGUCUGCUGGCCGCCCUCAGUGGGAAGGCCGACGAUGAAGGCAUGGACCACCACCACCACCGCCAUCAUCGCCAGUCGUUUCAGCGGCAGGAGAAUGACUUGGCCUCGCGCAUCCUCGCCUCAGGUGCCUCUGCCGCCCCCACUGUCUCUGAAAGCAGCAACGCCACUGCGGCCACUGCCGCCCUGUCGCCGCCGCCGCUUUCUCCUGCUUCCCUGCUUUCUCCCCUGUCUCCACCUCCUUCCCCUGCACGGGACUUGUGCAUUCUGCCCGAGGCCUGCCUCCCUCCUCGCCUGUUGGAGAGCCCUCCCUCUCUCGGCUCAUCCCUCUCUUCCUCUCCUUGCCGAUCUGGUGUAACCAGCAGUGAUGGCAUGCUGUCUACACCGGACUCGUACUUCACACCCAUAAGCCCUGCUUUGCCACCAGACCGCAUGUCUCCGUCACCACCUGUCCGUGAUGGCACUUCCAAGAACAUCCUGGACAUCCUUAUGGAUGCCAACAUCAAUGUCGAGGCCCACAUGCUCAACGGUGACGCUGCCAAGACCGCUCGGCUGCGAGAGCACGCCUUGUCUGGCAAGGCCAAAAGUGUGGAAGAACUGGAGGCUGACCUGAAGCAGGUGGUCCUUGGUGGUCACAACAGGUCUGUUCAGCAGCACCACCACCACCAUCACCACCACCAUGAGCAACUGCAGCAUCAGUCUCAGCAACAACAGUCUCGGCAGCAGCAGCAGCUUCACCAUCCCCUGGGGAUAGUGCCAACUCUCAACCUGCCUCAGCAGCAGGAUCAGCAGCACCUGCAGGGACUGCUGAGCAAGCUUGGGGCACACCCGGGUGCCUCCGGAGGUGCACUGAUGGUACCCCCAUCUCUGCCUGAGAGGGCCCUUCAGGAGGAAGACCUACUACGGGCCGCUGGCCAGGCACCACUGCCGCAACCAAUGCAGCAGCAUCAUGGCAUGGUGCGCGGCAGUGGUGUGGAUGGCGUGCAGCAGCCACCCCCGGGUCUGCUGUCGCAGCUGUUGCGUCCGCCUGCUGCUGCGGCCAAGGGCCCCACCAUCACCCCUCAGCAGCAGCAGCAAGGGGGCCAGGAUGUGCUUGUGAAGAUCUUGGCUGGCAUGGGGCCAGUGUCGCCGGGUCUCCAGCCGCCCCCAAUGGCAUCCCACCAGCCCAUGAGCCCCACGGCCCAGUUGCUUGCUGCUCGGCAUGACCCCAUGGCUGCCGCAGCUGCAGCAGCCAUGCUUCGGCAGCAACAGCAGCAGGAGAUGCUGAACAGCCUGCUGAAGCCACCACCACCACCUGUGGUGACCACCCAGCGGCCGUCGCCCACCCAGCAGUUGGGGCUGCUGGCCCCCUGCCCGUCGCCCCUGCCAGGUGGCCCCCAGGACCCACGUCGAGUUCCCUCUCCACUUGUGUUUGGCCAGCACCCGUCGCCCAUUCCUCCUGUGGCAGGACCCACACCUGGUGCCCCAGUGCAGUCUUCAAACACUCUGCAGGUUCAUAGCGGAGGCCUACGGCCGCGUGUGCCGUCCCCACAAGAGCUGGCGGUGCACACGCAAUCCAUCCUGCAGACGGCACUGCUCAAGAAGAUACUCGAGGACCAGAAGCAGAAGGAGAACCUGCGCAAGCAGCAGGAGGCACAGAGACGCUUGGCAUGGUUCCUGCAUGCUCCCUUUGUCCCGCACCGACCCCAGCCCAUCUUCAUCCCAGCGUCAGCUCUGCAGCACGUGACUACGACGCGUUCGCCGACCACGACACAAGGCUUGACUACAAACAGGGGAUCAUCGCCAUCCAAGGGCUUAAGUCCUACCAUGGCUGCAUUCACUCCAACAUCAGUGAUGCGCAAAAUGCACAUGGAGCGCCAAGACCCAAAAGCCUCUGACAAAGGUGGCCCCAAGGCCAAUGGGGAAACCACAUCCAGUGAUGGCACGUCUCGGCAGCCACAGCAGCAGCAGCAUCGAAUGAACAAUGGCACAGUACCUCGGGCCCCCACCAUUGGCAGGGCCAUCAUUAAGGGCAACCAAGCUGCCCAGCCACAGAGUUCGUCUGAUGCUAAAAACUCCAAGCCUAUUCAGCAGCACCCACCUCAGCAGCAGGCUGCGGGCAGCCUCAUGCGAAGUGGUGGAGAGGUGGACAUGAUGGCCAAGCUGUUCGAGCAGCAGCAGCAGCGCCUUCUCCAGCAGCAGAGGGGGCCUCCUCCACCAGGUGUGCUGGGCCUAGUCAGGCAGCAGCAGCAGGGGCACCCUGCCAUCAAGCUGCCGGGCAUGAUGAGGGCUGCGGCGGCUGGCGCCCCGGCGGCGCCCCAGUCUGCUGCCAUGGCUGCGUCCCGAGCCCACCACGCAGCUGGUGGACUGAAAGGUGUGGCUGGUGGCGGCAGUGGCCGUGGGCCAUCCGUUGAGAUGCUGCAGCAGGCCCUGGCCCAGGGUCUCCACCCACUGGCAUUCCAGCAGUUCCUGCUUGGGGGUGCCGCUGCCCCUCCCGCUGUGGGGCCUUCUCCCUUUGCACCCUCUUUGCACCAGUCCCCAGCGCACCCCUUUGUGACCAAUGCCACAGGACCCCGUGAUGCCAAGGGUGCCAGCAUGGUGCCCGGUGGACUCCCCGGUCGUGUGCCCGCUGUGCCAGCAGCAGCGGCUGCGGCGGCAGCAGCUGCUGCAGCCGGGAUGCCGCCUGCCAAUCUGGCCAAGUGGUUUGGCAGCGACGUGCUGUACCAGCCCACCUUGCCCCCCGUUCCCCACCAGAAGGCCCUGCUUGUCGAGGAGGUGGAGCGACAGCAGCAGCAAGCUACGGCCGUCAAGAACUGAGCAACGAGUGCAUCGCCACCUUUUGCCUGCCACAGUUUCUCUCGCCCGGAACCUUUCUGUGCCGGCCUGUCCAACAGCAGCAGCCUGCUCGCAACGUCCUGUGCACUCGUCGUGGCAGACGACACACUUUUCUGCCCAUCGUUCACCCUCUUGGUGGGGGAUGCCUGAAGAUGUUGGGUGCCUCUCUGGCAGGCCUGUCGGGGCCCCUUUUGCCAAAGCACCUCCCUUCCCCGCCCCAGUGCACUGUGCGUGACCCGGUGCCACUUAGUAGGCAGAUGCUGUGGAACAUAGGAGGGGGCAGUUCUUCUCCAGUCGUGGUUCUUUUUUCUUUUCCUUUCUGUUCUUGGGGCAACUUGUGUAUGUGUGUUCAACAUGGUUGGGCAAAAGGUGGUUUGAGUGAAGCAGCAGUGUUUCAAGUGUACUAUUUGUGUACCCCUUCUGCACUCCAUUCAGGUGGUGCUGAUGACGAUGGUCAGGAAAUGGAAGUAAGACUAACAUAAACGCGCCCUGCGUGGUGUGCGAGGAGCUUAUCGUUGCUGUCAUACGUGGGACACUUUCUCCCAGCCCGUUCUUUAGUUUACGUUGGCUUACACUGUUCAGCUUGUUUGUGUGCUGCAAAUGGCUAGUGUUGCAAAAAAAGAAAAAAAAACACGGCAUUCAAAGGAACACAUGAAAAAGUGCAUACAGUCUGUAUUACUUCACAACUUUUUGUGGUCUGCAUUUUUUUUUAUUAUUCUGUGUAGGGAGCGUUUGUGUGCCUCCUGUUUCAUUGGAGAGAGCACCUUAAUUUAAUUCAUUUCUUCUUCUGGGUUUGGAUUCCUUGAAUUUUUUUCAUUUGAGCUUUUUCCUCUGCAGCCAAAGUACAAAGUGAGAAAAAAAAAAUCAAAGUGGCUGCAUUUUUCUCUUUUCCUUGUCUGUACUCUUCUGUGCACUGUCCCUCGUAUUCGUCUCGUGGGUUCCUCCUCCCGGUGUGUUUGCACGUGCAAGUCUCGUUAUUUCGGGAUAAGCGGUGUGUUGCGACUGCUGUGAAGUCUUUGAUGAAGAGAACCGUCGAUCUGGCUGCACGGAUCUGUGCAGUCUGGUGUGUGUGUGUGUGUGUGGGUGUGGGUGUGGGUGUGUGUGUGUGUGUGUGUGUGUGUGUGUGUGUGUGUGUGUGUGUGUGCAAACGUGUUCGUGUCUCGUACAGUUUUCGUGUAGGCUCGUAGUCGUGUCCUGUGCCAUUCUGUUGGUGUGUUCUAGUUUCGUGCAUUAGUAGGGAUACUAUAGGAAACAUUGCACCUUGUCAUUCUUGUUUGUCCUUUACAUUGUGCGCAUUCAAAGUGCGGUGUCUCGUUCGAAGUGUUUUUCUUUUCCUUGUGCCGGCAAAUUCUGUUCAGCUUACUUUCUUCUACAUGUGAAGUUGUUGUGAUCUGCAUCAUGUUUAUGUAUGCAUUAACAUUUGUUACCCCUUGCUGUGCCCGUAUUUUGUUCGUUAUGUACACGAAUUGGCAGGUUGAUUCUAGUUUGCACACUAGCUCUACGAUGGCUUGUGCUAGUUCCAUACAUUGUGAGAAAUGUCCCAUUUGUCAUCUUUCCAGCUCAUUUGUGCAUCCUUAACUGUAACUUUUUUAUUUGACUAUCUAGGCUACUGCUAUAUCGAGUGGCUACUUGAGAACCUCAAGGGACGCAGGCACUUGUUCACUCAAUGUGGGCUGGAAAAGUCUCAUCGAAUGAAGGGGCACAUACACCUCCAGGGUGGCAUUGCUCAAAAUUGAUUAGUGACAAUCUCGCCUGCAUUUUCUUCCCUUUCAAUGCAUGUUACUAGCUUAUGUUGUAGCAUAUUUCUCUGUACUUGAAGAUCCUUUAAGUCUUUUUUUUUCUUACUUUUUUUUUGGUCUUGCAGCGGUCUAUACAUUACUCAGGCUGGCACUUUUUUUUGGUAGGGGGGUUGAACCUGUUUUUGCUUGUCGUGUCGGCUUGUAACUCGUGCUGCAUCUGAAGUACUGCCGCACCUUGCAUUCGAUUGAUGGCUGUCGCUGCCAAAGCUGCUGCAUUGUUUCCUUCUGUGUGUACUGUCGUUCCCUGCGAAAGGCCACCACCACACCACCAUGCGUUUUGCCGUUGGCAAAUUAGCACUGGGUGCUGAAGUCAUUUACCGCUGUCGUGCAUGGGCUAUAGGCACGAGUACGGCGCUCCCCUCCCCCCCCCUUUUUUUUCUCACUUGACGUUGCUUUGUUCCAUUGAUGUCAAAACAUGCAGCUGGUUCUGCUAAUUCCUUUUUUCUUUUUCAAUUUGUUGUGUGUAAAUGUGCGUUCCAUGUUUUCUGUGGUUUCCUUUCUUUUCAGGUCCUUUGUGUGAGAUCGUGAUGUCCAUGUUUUGUUCUGAUGGGGAUAAAAAGAGCUUUGAAAAGUGAAAAAAAAAAGAGAAAAAAAAAACGCUAGACCUUUCUCAAGAUAAGUGACAUAAGCUUGUUUCUGAGAAAAAAAAAGUAAAAAUGAGUCUGUGAUAGUCAUUUCAGCUCUUCAUGCCCUUUAUUCUAUAUUUUUGUUGUUGUGUGCCCUCCCCCCUCUUGUAUUUUUUAUUUUCCUCUUCGUGUGUGGCCUGCAAACUUCCUGUGCCCGGAUGUUGUUCUGGUCAUCACUUCUCUGUCAACUGUUGUCCUUAUCUACUAGAGUUAGUGUGUGUGUGUGUCUGUGUGUGUAAACAAAUGCGGGUCUCCAGUAGUACAUACUUCUGUUCUAAGAUGUUUUUUUCCCCUCAAAGCAGUGGUAACCAUUCUGGUGUCUCGUUUUUUUUUCAGGUUUAAAUUUGGUGCUGAGUAGUUGGCUGCAGUAGCAUAUAUGCCUGUCCAGUGUGCGUGCUAAAACUGUGCUGUAAAUAGCAGUGUCUCCUGCGUUUUCCAACUUAAAAAAAAAAAGCUUUCGUUUGUUCAGUCUGCCAUAAAAACAGGUCUGUUGUGCAUUAGGCAUCUCUGUACAUAACCUAGGCGAAUGAAACGCAUUGUAAAUGUCCCCCCUCUGCUGUGUCGCAAAUUGUCGGAGCAUUGUGUAGCACUGUUUCGCUGCCUAAAUGCACUCAAGGUAAAGGGGAGAAAAAAGUCGUUAUUUCUUUCGAUGGCCCAUAGUUGUAGCUGGCAAUGCUUUGUUUCCGUGUCUCCAGUGGGAGGAGUAUUGUGGUGUAUUACGCAUUAGUCGGUUGGAUUAAUGUUGGUACCGACGUGCGUCAACUGUGUGCGUUUUUUUCUGUAAAUAGUGAGACUGUUUCGUGUGAGCAUGUGUGUUUGUGCGAGUGAGCAACAGUGGGAAAAAAAAGUGUUGCGUUGUAACUCGAGAAGAGUUUUAAGAAUUAUAUAAGAGUGAAAUGGUUCUUUGAUCCUGCUAUAUUUUUUUCUCUCCUUCCCUUGGAUAUAUAUUGUAGUCACAGCAUCCCUAUUCCAAAUUCUGUGGGAAAAUUUGUUAUAAAGGUACAGCCAUUGUAUAGCCAUUCUAUGGCUUGAAAUGUGAAAAACGUGGCAGCAGCGUCACCCAAGGCUGCAUUUGAAUGGACUGGUUGAAGCAUUUCGAUUUGAAGCAAUUUGGACCCUGCUGCGCUUUUUCCUUCCUCUCUGAAAUAAAUUGUGCCUUUUUAUUGAA
This is a messenger RNA of Dermacentor albipictus, 8274 nucleotides long. Its product is annotated as eukaryotic translation initiation factor 4E transporter-like. Gene Ontology annotation, biological process: negative regulation of translation. The record is from RefSeq and is a predicted model, not a curated record. Gene Ontology annotation, cellular component: nucleus; cytoplasm. Gene Ontology annotation, molecular function: mRNA binding. Lineage: Eukaryota; Metazoa; Arthropoda; Arachnida; Ixodida; Ixodidae.